Ceratotherium simum simum (southern white rhinoceros) is the source of this 4607-nucleotide messenger RNA. It is a transcript of the gene KLHL14, whose product is annotated as kelch like family member 14. The record is from RefSeq and is a predicted model, not a curated record. Gene Ontology annotation, cellular component: neuronal cell body; neuron projection; endoplasmic reticulum. NCBI's taxonomy places the organism in Eukaryota, Metazoa, Chordata, Mammalia, Perissodactyla, Rhinocerotidae. Gene Ontology annotation, molecular function: protein binding.
CAGCCUGUGAAGGCAGAGAGAAAUUGACUAAUUAGCAAUGCGCACUAAAACUUGACGGUUCUUUAUAGAGAGAGAGAAGAGAGAGGGAGAGAGAGGCAGAGGGAGGGAGGGGGGGCUCGCUUUUUCCCCUUCUUUCUUCCAAAGAUGUUUGAAAUCGCAGUCAUUUACGCUCGACAAUUUUUACAAUAGCCUUGAGCCAUAAUUUUGCGAGUCUCUCCAGCAUCCAUCCCCCUGUAUGGUCUCUCUCUACUGGCCAAGCACGACCGUUUCUCUCCCCAACCGUGGAUUUCCUAUUACUCUCGUUACGACUCACUGAGCCCCAGGCCCAAGGAUAAUGAUGUGUUGUUUCUUGGUAGCAUAAUUUGUCACACGUACAUUUUUUCUUCUUCUUCUCUUGCAGAAAGCUCUGCUCCCUCUCUCUCUCUCCCUCUCUCUCCCUCUCUCUUUCUCUCUUUUCUCCCUCUCCUACAUUUUCUUGCUGUUGCUAAUUCAUGGUGAUCAAAUGAUGUACGACAAAAUAAAUUGUAAAGAGUGACUGCCUGGAGUUGGGAACCAGAAGGUGUUCUCCCCCUCCCAAGGAGAGAGCAAACCUUUAAAAAGGAAGGACAAUUGAUUUUUGGGGGGGAGCUUAAGUGAGCCUUGACUUUGCAGCUGGUUGAAAGCAGGUUGGAGGAGGGUUUAAAGCCAGGUGCGCCGAGUCAGCUCGCCAUGUCCAGAUCCGGGGACAGGACCUCCACCUUCGACCCCAGCCACAGCGACAACCUGCUGCACGGCCUCAACCUGCUGUGGAGGAAGCAGCUGUUUUGCGACGUGACCCUGACGGCCCAGGGCCAGCAGUUCCACUGCCACAAGGCCGUGCUGGCCUCCUGCUCUCAGUACUUCCGAUCGCUCUUCUCCAGCCACCCCCCUCUCGGGGGAGGGGUCGGCGGCCAGGACGGCCUGGGGGCCCCCAAGGACCAGCAGCAGCAGCAGCAGCCGCAGCAGCAGCAGCCACAGCAGCAGCAGCCGCCGCCGCAGGAGGAGCCCGGGACUCCUUCCUCCUCCCCCGACGACAAGCUGCUGACCAGUCCCCGGGCCAUCAACAACCUGGUGCUGCAGGGCUGUUCGUCCAUCGGGCUGCGCCUGGUGCUCGAGUAUCUCUACACGGCCAACGUGACCCUCUCCCUGGACACAGUGGAGGAGGUGCUGUCGGUCAGCAAGAUCUUGCACAUCCCCCAGGUCACCAAGCUCUGCGUGCAGUUCCUCAACGACCAGAUCUCGGUGCAGAACUACAAGCAGGUGUGCAAGAUCGCCGCGCUGCACGGCCUGGAGGAGACCAAGAAGCUGGCCAACAAGUACCUGGUGGAGGAUGUGCUGCUGCUCAACUUCGAGGAGAUGCGCGCCCUGCUGGACUCGCUGCCGCCCCCGGUGGAGUCGGAACUGGCGCUUUUCCAGAUGUCCGUGCUGUGGCUGGAGCACGACCGCGAGACCCGCAUGCAGUAUGCGCCCGACCUCAUGAAGCGCCUCCGCUUCGCGCUCAUCCCGGCCCCGGAGCUGGUGGAGCGGGUCCAGUCAGUGGAUUUCAUGCGCACCGACCCAGUUUGCCAGAAGCUGCUGCUGGACGCCAUGAACUACCACCUGAUGCCCUUCAGGCAGCACUGCAGGCAGAGCCUGGCCAGCAGAAUUCGCUCUAACAAGAAAAUGCUGUUAUUGGUUGGAGGAUUGCCUCCUGGGCCAGACCGGCUCCCCAGCAAUUUGGUUCAGUACUAUGACGAUGAAAAGAAGACAUGGAAAAUACUUACAAUUAUGCCAUACAACAGCGCGCACCACUGCGUUGUGGAGGUAGAAAACUUCUUGUUUGUGUUGGGCGGAGAGGACCAAUGGAACCCCAAUGGAAAACACAGUACAAAUUUUGUCAGCCGAUAUGAUCCUCGAUUUAAUAGCUGGAUACAACUUCCACCCAUGCAAGAAAGAAGAGCCAGUUUUUAUGCAUGUCGGUUGGACAAACAUUUAUACGUUAUUGGUGGAAGGAAUGAAACCGGCUAUCUGUCCAGCGUGGAGUGCUAUAACCUAGAGACAAACGAAUGGCGUUACGUGUCCUCUCUGCCACAGCCGCUGGCAGCUCACGCAGGAGCAGUGCACAACGGGAAAAUAUACAUUUCAGGAGGUGUACACAAUGGAGAAUAUGUCCCAUGGCUAUAUUGCUAUGACCCCGUAAUGGACGUCUGGGCUCGAAAACAAGAUAUGAACACAAAACGCGCCAUCCACACUUUGGCUGUAAUGAAUGAUCGCUUGUAUGCAAUUGGAGGAAAUCAUUUGAAAGGUUUCUCCCACCUUGAUGUAAUGCUCGUGGAAUGCUAUGACCCAAAAGGCGACCAGUGGAAUAUUCUCCAAACUCCCAUUUUGGAGGGUCGAAGUGGUCCUGGCUGUGCAGUGCUUGAUGACAGCAUUUACCUUGUGGGGGGCUACAGCUGGAGUAUGGGGGCCUACAAGUCAUCUACAAUAUGCUAUUGUCCAGAAAAAGGCACCUGGACAGAACUGGAAGGAGAUGUAGCAGAACCACUGGCAGGCCCAGCCUGUGCAACAGUUAUCCUGCCCGCUUGUGUACCUUACAACAAAUAACAGCAGGAAACCCUGAAACGAACAGUAUCACCUUCUAGGAAGCAAUGACGUCACUAUUAUAAUAGGAGCAGUGCAUUCUAAUGGUACCACUGCCGAAAAACACCCUUGGUUUCUGAUGAUUUACAAGUAACUGCAAAAGAAAAAGACCUGUUCCUGAACAGAUACCGUGUCUGUAACUCGGAUCACACCAAACUUCCUGUGAUGAUAGACUCUUCCAUUUCAGACUGGUUUUAACUUGUCCCAGCUUUACAUAAACUCCUCACAUGGAUCGUAACUUUCAAAAGGAGAAAGACACAAUACAGAAGAGUGCACCCAGAGAGACCUAAGAUCAGUAUUGUGCAUUGUAGUCUACCUGCAUGUGAUCUAUGUUGACGUUUUGGGGAUAUUGUGUUCAUGAAUGAUUCAAAAUUUGACCCACCAAAAUGCUUACACUGCAUCACAGAAAUUGCCACUUGAUUCUAUAUUCCUAACCUGUGGCUACAUCACAGACUCCAUAGGCAAAGCAGUUAUAGAAAGUCAUAUAAGAUUAAAGAGGAACACUUCUUUUUAUAUAACUUUGUUUCAUAUACCUUCUGCCCCUUACAGCACCUCAUGGGAUCAGAAAAGAGAAAGAUGUUGACUCUUGUAGCAAUUGCUUUCUGCCCAGUAGGUUCUAGGCUAGCCAGAGUCAUAAUUUCUGUGUCCUUAAUUUUGUAUGCAAGAUUAAAACAAAACACACUCUGUCACUAUUCAGUUCAUGGAGGCUCAUGCUUUCUCAUUUUUUGCAGUAUAUAAGUAAUAAACACACCUGUUAUUUGCUUCAAAGGGUACAACUGACACAGUCAGUCAUACAAUAGUGAAGAGAUUCUGUUGGAUAACACAGCUGAUCCAAACUUAACCCAUAACGAAAACUGGGAGAUUGCUUUCAGGAAUUCAGGGACAAAAAGAGAGAAUAAUUUCUUUUAGGUACAAUCCCACUUGUCUCUGUCCCUAAAACACAUAAUUUCAAAGAGCCACAAGAAUGAAUUAUAGCUCCUGACAAAUAUUUCUCCCUCUUCCUCACCUUUGGCUCUAGAAAUGUCUCUAGAUUUGGCUCUAGAAAAGCACAAAACUUACCCUCAUUCUUCCCCUAACUCAUCCUGUUUUGUUUGUUAUCACCAGAGAUGCCUGAGCUCAGUUCAGUGAGCAAUUGCUAGUCGUCUUUAGGAGCAUGAGGAAUUCAGGAGCAGAAGGUCAGGAGAGCAUGACGUAGUUUUAGUGUGGCCAAUCAAAGAGCAAAACCGGCAGGAACAUGAAUUUGAUUUUCCAGCUCUUCGGAGCUGGAACAACAGUUAGGAGUAAAGAAAAGUCUAAAGUAUUUUUUUAAUCACCCAGAGAUGUUGUUGAAUCCCUCAACAAAUGUGUCGUUCAAAACAAAAGCUUGAGGAAGCCACAGAUUAAAAAUGCCUUGGUGAUAAGCUGUCACUGCGGAGCAUGUCAAGAUGGAUGGGUGUACUAGAAUCCAAUGCCGUUUCUACAGUAAAGUGCAAUCUUUGUUGUCUUUGUAUUUAUUUGUAUGUUCAGAUCCAAAGGAUCCGUUGUAAAAAUAUAUAUAUAAAUAUAUAUAUCCAGUGCAAUCAACUUUCAUUUCUUUUUCCUUGAAAGCAUAUGACUAUAUAGAAAUAAAGAAAAUUUACAGUACAGUACUUUGUGAGAAAAUUCCAGCUGACAUCAUGAAGAGAACAAGGUCUGCUUCAGAACCUUUUAUCAUCACCUGUCAUCAUUUCUUCUGAAAGUCACAGUUUAUACAAGGAUAUUUGCUUUCCUUAGACUUGUUCUUCAUUUAUUUUUUAUUUCUAGUCAAAAUAAAUAAAAGCAUUUAUGAGAACUAUAAGUAAAGCUUUCUAUGUUUCAGAAAGACACAAACUAGUAGAAAGUGAAAAGUGAAUAAAUAAGUCACAGAGAAUGUAAAUUUUGUACAGUAUUAGAAUGUGUAAAUGAAGCUUGCUUGGAAGGGGAAACCUUAAAAUAAAAACUUUAUAUACUAA